Glarea lozoyensis ATCC 20868 is the source of this 1062-nucleotide messenger RNA. RefSeq lists its product as uncharacterized. The coding region runs from base 1 to 1062 and encodes 353 amino acids. The record is from RefSeq and is a predicted model, not a curated record. Gene Ontology annotation, molecular function: protein binding. The transcript has a single exon. Lineage: Eukaryota; Fungi; Ascomycota; Leotiomycetes; Helotiales; Helotiaceae.
AUGCCAGACCAAUAUGCUCCUCCACCAGGUCCACCGCCGUCUCAUGUUCAGCAACCAUAUCACGACGUAACAGAUCAGGCGCAAACAGCCCCUUCAUCCGCACCACCUCCAAACCAAUACAACCCACCACCCCAAGCACCCCCAUCCCAACCCUACGAAUAUGAUUACUCCUACGUCAAACCACCACCCGGCCCUCCCCCAAAAGACCAGCCCUAUCACGACUGGGAAACCGCCGUCCCAGACACCUCUCUGCUCCCCCCUCCACCCUCCAUGGGCAACCAACGGAGCGCAACAAACAAUGCGACAGAGCAAGAAGCAGAGCAGGGAGAAGCAUGGUGUCUCCAACACCCUUUCACACCUCCCAUGACGGUUCCGCAUGAACUGCUAAUGGCGCUUGACAGAGGGGACGUCGGGGUCAUCAAGCCUCGCGGGUAUCGCGGAGAUCUGACGCGCACUCGACAAGGCGUCUGGGCCGGGAACACCAAGAGUACUAGUCCCGAUACCUCGAUCUCGUCUGCGAAUCCCGUGUAUUCGGUUUACGCUCACUCUCCGCUUAAUACGGGUCGGCCAAGAACGAUUUACUAUGAAGUUAGGAUAUCGAAAAGGAAUAGAUCAGAGGUGAGCCUAGCGUUGGGAUAUGCCGCUCCUCCGUACCCAACGUUUCGACUCCCGGGAUGGCAUAGAGGCUGUCUGGCAGUCCACGGGGAUGAUGGGAGUAAAUAUAUCAACGACCGCUGGGGAGGUAAGGAUUUCACACAGCCGUUCAAGCCUGGUGAGACGAUUGGACUUGGUAUGACUUUCACGGCAAGAGAUACCAAUGCUCCGCCUGGAUAUGACGGUCCAAGGACCAACGACCAGAGGCCCUUGGAUGUCGAAAUAUUUUUAACGCGGGAGGGACAGAGAUCAGGUGGUUGGAAUUUACAUGAAGAAGGAGAUGCUGAAGAGGAUUUACCGGUUGUGGGCUUGGAAGGGUUGAAUGAUCUUUACGCUGUUAUUGGGACGUUUGAUCAAGUGGAGUAUAAGCUGAUCUUCGCUCCGACUGAAUGGAUGUAUCGUCCUUAG